GAUUAUCCUUAUGAAUCAGUAUUUCGUAAGUAUGGUUUAAAGUUGGUUACGAUUACUUUAUAUGAAGUAAGCCGUGAAUUCUUACAAAAUGCUGAUGAUGCAGGAGCCAAAAAUUUUCGUGUUACAGUUGACGAGCGUUCAUUUAAUCAAAAUGAAUCUUUAUUAACUAAAGGAAUGGCAAUCUGGCAAGGUCCAGCAAUUUGGAUAUAUAAUGAUGCAAUGUUUAAUGAACAUGAUUUUAAUUCUCUACUUAAUAUUCAUGAGGGUGGAAAGCGUGAUGAUUCUACAAAGAUUGGAAAAUUUGGAAUUGGAUUUAAUUCAUGCUUUCAUUUUACUGAUGUUCCUAGUUUUGUCAGCGGUGAAUACAUCUCAUUUUUAGAUCCACAUGAAAAAUUUCUUCCAAAGAAGCUUGGUAUACAAAUUAAUUUUCUUAAAAAUGAAAAUUUUAGAGAGUUGUUCAAUGAUCAAUUAGCGCCAUAUAUUGGGAUAGAAGGCUGUAGAUUUGACAAAGAAUAUAAAGGAACAUUAUUUAGACUUCCACUUCGUGUCUGUCAAAGCGAAAUUUUUAGAAAAUUAGCCAAAACUUUACAACCCGAUCAAACUGUAUCUUUAUGGAAAAUCGAUAUGACUAAUAAUCCUACCGAAGUUCAGGAAAAAAGGCAUCAUACAAACGAAGAAUUUACUUCAUUUUGUUUAAAUAUAGAAUUUCAAGAUGGGACUAAGAAAAGUUCCAAGUUAUGGCAAGUGUGCAUUGGAGGAAUUUCUGUUGAGUCUGCAGAACUAUCUAGAUUAGCAAAAUAUCAUAGAAUGUUAUUACGAGGAGGUGUUGCUGCUUCACUUCCUUCACGUUCAACUGAAAAAGCAUUGGAUGGACGGUUAUAUUGUUAUUUACCUUUACCUCAAGUGACACAUCUACCAGUACACCUUAAUGGCGAUUGGGCAGUAUCAUCAGAUAGAUCCACCAUCCUUUUAGAUGAUGAUUCAUUGGCUGAAAUGGAUAAAUCGAAGUUAUCAUGGAAUAGGAAUUUGCUAUUAGAAGUUUUGCCAAAGAUAUAUGCCAACUUUUUAGUGGAUGUUGUAGAUUAUUUAAUCAAAAAUGACAUCAAUCACAAGCAGAUAUUGGAAUAUUUCUGGCCUUUACCACAUAGCAAAGUUUCCGCUUACGUCAUUGAAUUUGGGAGGAAAGUUCUCAAAAAUCUUCCAAUAGAUAAGCCUCUCUUUCGAUCAGCUAAUGGAAAUGGGUCAUAUGUCUCUUUGCAAGAGUCGUUCUUUGACAGCGAAGAGUUUAUUAUCAAAAUACUUUCUGAAUAUAGUGAUGUGAAAAGUGUUCAUUUAUCAUCCAAAAUGUUGGAUGAUUUAAAAAAUGUUGGUGUUAAAUGGGCUCCGAUCCCCGCAAAACUUGUUAGAGAAAACCUCCGGAACAUUGAUCUUUCACUCAAGUUUAACUAUGACCAAUUGAUUAAAUUGUUACUAUUUAUUUUAGAAGAUAAUGACUAUGAAGAUUUAUAUGAUAUAAAUUUAAUUCCACUUGCUGAUAAGAGUUGCGGAACAUUUGGUAAACAAUUCAGAUAUAUUGCUACAACAGAAGAACGUAAUUUGGUACCAAAGGCAAAUUUAUCUAAUUUUGUUAACGAUAAAUAUCGUAAAAAUCAUAAAUUAAAAGAAAUUUUUGAAGAUAUUGAAUUUCAACGAAAAACCAGUAUAAGGAGAUUUGAUGCUGCAUCUCUUGGAUUACUAUUAAAGUUUGAAAUUCCAUUUGGGAAAAAAAUAACAAAUUGGAAUCCUAAAUCAACUGCCAUUCCCAAUAAAAUUUGGCUAGAUAAAAUUUGGAAAUUUAUUUUGGAAUCAAAUGCUAGUUUAGAUAUAUUUUGGGAAUAUCCACUGUUGGAAGUUGUACGUCCAACAAAAGAGUUGACAUUUUUAGAUUCGAGACAACCCUUAAUGGAAUUACCUAAAAACGAUAUGAUGCAUUAUGAAGAUUUAGUUAAUAUACUUGAAACUUUAGAAAUUAGAUUUACUGAUCGUUCUUGGGAUGAAAAACUAAGUGACUAUAUUUAUAAAUGGACACCAGAAGCCGUUUUAAAAUCAUUCUGUAUUGCAGAUCAAAAUGGAAAAAACUUUGAUUUUUUAAAUAAUAAAUUUAAGGCUAAGGUUGUAAGAAAGUUUAUUGUUGAGAAUUGGAAUAAUUUUAGUUUAAACAAUGGAACAUUAGUUAAAGAUGAAUUUAAAGGCAUUCUAAGUAAGUUACCAGUUUGGCCUACUUUAUGCGGACAACAAUUUGCGAGUCCAGUUAAUGGAUUCCUUCCACCAGAUGAUAUUGAAAUAAAUUCAAAAAAUCAUCCGAAUAAGUUAUUCCUUAACGCUAGAAAUGAAUCUUUUAAAAAGAUACUAAAAGCAUUGGAUACUCCUUACAUAAACCUUACUAAUUAUUUACAAAAAUAUUAUGUGAUCCCAAGAGAAAAUAACGAAAAUCAUAUUAAAUUCAUCAAAAGUGUUUUAAAAUCGAAAGAAUUCAAUCAAAUUGUAAGUUGGAUCAAAGAUAAAGAUAUUUUUCCAAACAGAAAAACGAAGAAACUCAGAAAUGCAAGAAAUCUUUAUGAUUAUAGAAUUCAAUUAUUUCAAAUCACUUUAGAAGACUCCGAUCUAUUUCUUCACGAUGACAUUCAAAAUGAUAGUUAUUGUUUUGAAAUAAUUAAAACUAUAGGAUUUAAAUAUGAAAUAAACCAGCAAACGUUUCUCGAAUGUGCGAGAACAAUUGCAAAGUAUACAUACGAUCGAAGACCUCCGAACAAUUUAAUAUAUCGUGCUACAACUAUAAUCAAUUAUCUUUACGAUAACAUAGAUGAACUUGGAUUUUCUGAUGUAGAAUGGAAUGGUGAAUUGACAUCUACAUCGUUCGUUCCAACUGAAAUGUCUAUUGAAUCUCCUUAUUCAUCAAAUGCAAAGAUCCCAAGAAAAUUCGAAUGCUUUGCCUUUACGCAAAUGGCAAUAUUUCAUAAUAAUGUAGUUCCAAGUCCUACUUCCUCAAUAUUCACAAAGUUUAAGAAUUUUGGAAAACCAAGUGCCACCAAGGUUCUUGAUCAUUUACGUGAAGUUACCUCGGAAAUAAUAAAAUCUGAUCAAUGGGUGUUUGAAGAACGACUUUUAAGAAGAAUUGUUGAUGAUAUCUAUACUACACUUAAUGAAGAAUGUAAAGAAAAUAAUCUUACGGAGUCGGAUUUCUAUGAAGGUGAAACAAUUUUUUUAAACAUAUAUUCUAAUGAAAAUAUCCUUGAAGAAUUAAAUUGGGUAUCGGCAGACAAACUAAUUAUUGGCGCUAGCCGAUUGGAUCAAAGUUUUGUCAAACCUAGUCUUGCAAAAUACGAAAUGUUAUUAAAAACUGCGGGGGCUAGCAAAAUAAGGAGGCCUAACAUUUAUGACUAUAUUCAAGUUAAACAAAAAAAUGAAGAUAAAAAUUCAAAGGCAGAAAAUCUUGUAAAGUCACUUCAACAAUUAUUAGAAGAUGAAUCCUGUAUUCUUAAUGAUGUGAUAUUUUCUGUAGACUUUGAUAAUUUUAGUCCGGAAUUGCAAGAAAAGUGGAAUAAUUUUACUAAUGAAUAUGGUGAAAUUCGUGCAAAUAGAUAUGUACUUGCAGCAGCUUCAAACCACUUCAAAAUUACAUUUUCAAGUGAUUAUAGAGAUGGAGACCCAUAUAAAGAAGCAAGAAUUCUUGCGUGUGACAUUAAUCCUGAAUCAUUUAAAGUUCUGUUAAGAUAUCUAUAUGGUAUGCCACUUGAUACGGCUAUUAAUCUUACAAAAGGUAAUUCAGAUAGCCUUAAUAAUAAUAGAAAUGAAGAUGAUUACGAUGAUUAUUACAAUAGGAUAGACAAGGAGAUUGUUAAAGAAAAAGAAAGACAAUUAACUAUUCUAAAAGAUUUUUUAAAAGCAUCGGAUUAUUAUGAAAUAGCUGACUUGAAAAAGGAAGCGAUAGAGAAAAUUAUCAGCGAUGGCUGUGUUGAACGGUUUAAUGCAGACGAUCUUCUUGAAUAUGCUGACACACAUAAUGCUGAUUUGCUUGUUAAAUACUGCAAUGAAUUUAUUGAAUUGAAUAGUAAUUUAAUGUAA
Dentiscutata erythropus is the source of this 4104-nucleotide messenger RNA. The record is from the annotation of a GenBank genome assembly. NCBI's taxonomy places the organism in Eukaryota, Fungi, Glomeromycota, Glomeromycetes, Diversisporales, Gigasporaceae.